Molecule: messenger RNA, 582 nt
Organism: Macaca mulatta (Rhesus monkey)
Lineage: Eukaryota; Metazoa; Chordata; Mammalia; Primates; Cercopithecidae
Source: RefSeq, a predicted model, not a curated record
AUGGAGGCCAAGGCAGGCGGCCCGGAGGAGGUGACGGACGAGGAGAUAGUGCGGCGCCUGCGGAGGGAGGAGGCGGCGCGCCUGGUGGCACUGGUGCAGCGUGGCCGCCUCAUGCAGGCGGUGAAUCGGCAGCUGCAGGGCCACCUGGGCGAGAUCCGCGAACUCAAGCAGCUCAGCCGGCCUCUGCAGGCAGAAAACCGUGAGCUGCGCGACCUCUGCUGCUUCCUGGACGCGGACCGCCAGCGCGGGCGGCGCGCCGCGCGCCAGUGGCAGCUCGUCGGGACCCAAGUAUCCCGGGCAGUGCCCGAGGACCUGGGCGGCUGCUGGGAGAAGCUGGCCGAGCUGGAGGGCCGCUCGGAGGAGCUGCUGCGGGAGAACCUGGCGCUUAAGGAGCUCUGCCUGGCGCUGGGCGAAGAACGGGGCGCCGGCGGCGGCCCCGGCAGCGCUGGGGGCUCAGGUGCCGGGCCAGCACCCGAGCUUGCCCUGCCCCCGUGUGGGCCCCGCGACCUAGGCGAUGGAAGCUCCAGCACCGGCAGCGUGGGCAGUCCGGAUCAGUUGCCACUGGCCUGUUCCCCCCGAUGA